UUGGCCAUGUCUUUAUAAUUAUUAGUUGUUUUUCGGCAUAAUUGGGAUUCCGAUAAACUUUCUAGGAUUCCAAUCACUGUUAAAGUGUUCUUCAUUCAGGGAACUCAAACUUGCUGCUAACCAUUUCAAACAUUUUGUUAUUUCAUUAAAAUUAUCGUUUUUAAAUUUGAUUGGUAGCAUUUUUGAUCAAACUUUCGCUGUGUUAAUAUUUUAGACUAGAUGACUACACUUGACAAUAUUGAUCAAGAACCAGAACAUGGAAGUGAUGAAUUAGUUUUGUCAGAAAAUAAAGAAAACACGACUAGUGAUAAUCAUGAAACAGAUCAAUCCAUAGGACAUAUGCGUGAUGAAGCCUUAAGGCGUAAAGAACGUCUAAAGCAAUUACGUAUGAAAAAUGCAUCACAUAAAAGUAUUAUACACUUAAACAAUAGCGAUAAUGGAGAAUUACCCAAACCGAUAUUUCGAAAUUACAAACCACAGUCAGAAGAAUUAAAAGAUGGUGAAUUGCCUGCUGGUAAACCGGUAGAUCUGAACAAGCACAUCAUUGCACAACUGGAAGCUGCCGAUGCACCAGUUAUUGUUGAUGAAGUUAAUUUGGCAAGUCUUGCACCUCGUAAACCUGAUUGGGAUUUAAAAAGGGGUGUUGAGAAGAAAUUGCGUAAAUUAGAACGUCGAACUCAACGUGCUAUCGCUGAAUUAAUCCGUGAACGUCUUCUUGAAACAAGUGUCGACUACACUGAGACAUAUGCAAACCAUCCGAAAUCAAUUGAAUAA
Molecule: messenger RNA, 774 nt
Organism: Schistosoma guineensis
Lineage: Eukaryota; Metazoa; Platyhelminthes; Trematoda; Strigeidida; Schistosomatidae
Source: the annotation of a GenBank genome assembly